AUGUCUGGAGAGCCGUACAUUGAGGAUGCUGCAUUUAUGUGUGGCGGCUCGAACGAGGCGCAAUGUGCGGAACUACAAUUUUGUGAGUGGAAAGCCUUCUUAGUCAAUCCUGAUUGCUUUGAGAACGAGGACUUGGUCGAGCGCAUAAACGAUAUCGCUUGCGCCGCUUUAACAGAAGCCAUAUGUUCUACUGAUGCAAGAUGCGAGUGGGAUGACGACGAAUGUCAGGGACAACAUGGAGCCAUAUCAGUCGUAAAGGAUGCCAACGGCACAAUAACGUUAGAUACCACUGGCAUCACCCUUCCUCCACUGUCCCUCUCUAAAUUCAUCUCCAAAUGUACAUUACUCUCCCGUACUUUUAUAUGUAUCACUUAA
Molecule: messenger RNA, 375 nt
Organism: Sphaeroforma arctica JP610
Lineage: Eukaryota; Ichthyosporea; Ichthyophonida
Exons: 1
Coding region: 1-375 (124 amino acids)
Source: RefSeq, a predicted model, not a curated record